AUGGAAGUUGUGGAAUGUAAAGAUAUGCACGAGGUUGUUGGCGAAAAUGAGUUGGAAGGUUGUGGGACUAGUGAAUUUGACAACAGGAGUAAGAGAGCUGAAGAGAGGUGUGUGGAGUUAGAAUCGGAGAUUGUAAGGAGGAAGAGUGAGUAUGAAGCUCUUGAGGCCAAGUUUAGGGCAUUGGAAGUCGAAAAGCUUGCUAUGGAAGAAGUGAUUAAGGCUUUGAAGAGAGAGAGUGAUGGAAUUAAGGAGCAGGAUAAUAGUGGCGGAGAUGAAAAGAAUAAAUUUUUGGGGGGAGAAAAGGGGACGGAGCGAAUUGUUGAUCUGACAGAGGAUAAGUGGGAGGAAGAUAAGGUCUUUCAGCUUAUGAUUGAGAACAAAGUAUUGGAGUGUGAGAAGAAACAGGCUGAGAAUGAGGUUGAGGCUUGGAAGGAAAAAUUCAGAGAAUUGGAAUUGGGGAUCUUAAAGUUGGACAAUAAUUUAGUCUUGAAAGGUGGGAAAGUUCCCUUGGCUGAAAGGAUUAGACUUGAGGAUGGAUCACCCAAUGUGGAUUCUCCUGAAGAUAGCCGGACUACGCAACCGAAUAAAAGGAUUAAACUUGAGGAUGGAUUGCACGUUGAAAGAGACUUGGAAUGUUCGAGAGACAAAGAUAUAGUUGUGGAUUUGGUGGAUGUUACAUGUCACUCCCUUGGUAAAGGGAUCUGCGAUCUGCAGUCAGCAGGCUCUACUCCCAAUGGCACACCAUGUAAGCAUCGGGAUGGUAUUAAGGAAGAGAAGAAAGGUGUCUGUAUGGAAUAUACUAACAGCAGACAAGCAAGGAAACAGCUAAAAUUUGAGGAAGAUGGGAGUCCUUGCAAGAAGAUGGCUCCAUCUACGCCUGGUGGUGGUGUACCUUCUUCUCUCAGUGUCAUUAAUAUUAGUGACAGUGAUGAUGAACGUAAUAUUACUCAUUGCCAUACACUUUUGCCUACUGAUGAUAAGGGAAGCAAAGAGGUUUGCAUUUCACUGGGUUCUGUAUUAGGAGAAACUGUGGGUUGUGAAAAAGGUAUGACUAUCAAAAACUGUAUAAAGCAGACAGAUACUGACCAUAAUGUUGAGGAAGAUACUGAUGAUAGCAAUGAGGCUUUUCUGCUUGCCUCAACACCCAAAAGAAAGCGUGCUUCUAAUAUUGUUACUAGUGACUCUGAAAGUAGUGAUGAUAAUAUUCCGAUCAUAAAACUCAAGAAAAUGCAUCUUCGGGAAAAAAUACAUGACCAAGUAGGAUCUGCUUCGGUGGUUGACAAUGCCACGGGUGCUAUUACCCCUCGAAGGCGGCGUCUCGUUAGGUUGAGAAAAUGUGGGGAAGGAGGUGGGGCAGAAGGAAACUAUUCAAACGAGGAUGUUGAAGAUGAUGAAUUAUUCGAAGAGGUUGGGUUGGAUAGUGAAGGUGAAAGCUUGGGUGGAUUUAUUGUGAAUAGUUCUGAUGAUUCUGAAGGUAAUGAUGCUUCUACCAAGUUGGAAGAUUCCUCAGAUGAUAAUGUGAACUUUGAUGAGAUCCUAUCGAAAUUUCAGAGGAACAAAGAUCAUAAAUCGAAAUGGGAGUUUGAGGCAGACAUGCUUGCUGCAUUUGGUAAGGAUCCAUAUCUGUGCAUGAAGGCUGUAUGUGCUCUUUAUAGACAGCAGACAUGUGAAGAAAAAAUUAGCAAGGGAUCAUUGUGCAACAAUUAUCGUGGUUUUAGCAAGUUCGACGCUCUCAGGGGCUCUGUGUUGGCUGAGUUUCUCACUGGUGGAGACCCAAAUGGAGAUGUGAACAAAACAGUGAAGGAGUUGGAGGAGUAUGACCCAAGGGGCAUCGAACAAUGUAGAACAUUGGCAAGUCGUUACUCUAAGCAACUGUUCGAGAUCUACAAUAACAAAGAGGAUCCUCUGUUUCUCCCAUCAUUCUGA
Messenger RNA from Prunus armeniaca (apricot), 1926 nucleotides. NCBI's taxonomy places the organism in Eukaryota, Viridiplantae, Streptophyta, Magnoliopsida, Rosales, Rosaceae. The record is from the annotation of a GenBank genome assembly.